ACCUUGUGAAACAGGAAGUGAAGUGCAUUUCGCUCAGCGUGUGGGAAGACGGAGGGAGCGAUCAGAGGGUUUCAGACGGUUUCUCUUGCUGCUGAUGGUCUACCUGAUCAUGGAUCUGCUCUGGAUGGUCCUCCCGGUGUUUGUGGUUUGUGCCGAGGCCAAGAACCUGACUGAGGUUAAGGUGGAACUGGGUCAAAACGCCACCUUAAACUGCUCUGUGGACAAGCCAAUGAUCUACUGGUACAUGGAGGUCCACAGCCAUUUCAGAGUGCGCAUCACCCGCUCGAUCAGCAGUGGUACUCAUGAUCAAAGCUGUAUUGAUAACAUCACAGACAAAUUCGUAUUCGUCCCCAAAACUCUCGUGAUCACGAACAUCACAGCAGACGACUGCAGGCUUUAUUACUGUGCUGUAAGGGAAGGAGACCAGAUCAAGUUUGAAGAGGUCUUCCGUGUUGUCUCAUGUGUUCCUAUGACUCCGCCCACCGACGACUCCAAAGACAAACACCAACAGCAGCAGCACAGCUUGAGUCUGUGGCAAAGUGCGCCCGUCGUGUACAGCUCACUCAGCCUCAACGCACUCCUCUUAGUGCUUAUAGGCUCAGUUUCUACAUUCCUGUCUCUGAAGAGGAAGAACCAUCAGCUGAACGACGCGUCACAUUUCACUGAUGAGAACCUCGAGAUGCUGGAAAGACCUCAGAUACACAAACUGCAAUACUGCACAGCUAGUACUGCGAGUGGUACUUUUAGUGUUGUUAACUACUGCUGCUAGUUACUCUUACUGCUCAUGCUACUCUGUGCUACUUCUACUUCCUGUACUAUCGAUAGUACUGUUCCUGUGCUGUACCCAGGAGUCCUGCUGUGUGUUUCAGUACGAGGAGAUCCAUCUCCCACCCUGCAGACCCUCCCCUCCUGCAGAGUGUAUUUACUACAAAGCUCAGCUCCCUCUGUCCACACCGCUGCAAAACAAAUAUCCUGGACAGCCAAUCGGUGUUUCCAGCACUCGCCGAAACGUAUUAAACGUCAGCCUAACUGCUGUAUUUACCAACACACAUUUCAGCUGCCAGUAAAGGAAUAUCUGAUUGAUUUAUUGCAUGAAGAAUCAUAUUGUGCACCUGUACAAUAAACUGCAGACUGAAGUUUGUUUUGUUCUUCAAUAAAAAGUUCAGGUAGAAAA
This is a messenger RNA of Scatophagus argus, 1174 nucleotides long. RefSeq lists its product as uncharacterized. The record is from RefSeq and is a predicted model, not a curated record. NCBI's taxonomy places the organism in Eukaryota, Metazoa, Chordata, Actinopteri, Scatophagidae. The coding region runs from base 95 to 769 and encodes 224 amino acids. The transcript is spliced from 3 exons.